AUGGGUGUGAUGGAGGCACUCGUGAGGAGCUUCAGGAUGAAGGAGAUCGAGUAUGGAGGAGAUGAAGGACAAGGGCGUCUGCAACGUCCAAAAGGGAUCGGAGAGGAAGAGAGAGGAAGAGAAGAGAGGAAGAGAGAAAAGAAGGAAGAGACGAAAACGAAAACGCACUCGAGGAGGAGUGUAGGAAAGCAAGGGAUUUGUUACCUUGGUGGAUUGGAGAUUCGGCGCGAUGUGUCGAUUAGCGUCAUUGUUUAG
This is a messenger RNA of Peronospora matthiolae, 255 nucleotides long. Lineage: Eukaryota; Oomycota; Peronosporomycetes; Peronosporales; Peronosporaceae. The record is from the annotation of a GenBank genome assembly.